AUGAAAGUCCUCUCAAUCGAUUUAGGAAGUUUUAAGGCCGUUAUGGCUUCGUCUGAUACUUCUGCCGGUGAAAUAGUACUAAAUGAACCUGGAUCUAGAGACACUAAAAUGUCUAUUGAUUAUCGAGGCAAGAAAAGAUCGUUUGGUUUAGUCGGUGCUUCUUAUCGGAAUAGAGAAAAAGUCGCUGAAGAGAUACGUAAUGAGAUAGAGAUAUACUGCACUGAGUAUUUAGCUGGAUAUCAAAAGAAGAAACAUACUCAAAAUGUUUCUCAUAUUUACGGUUUGAUAUCUUAUCUAAUCAAAAACUAUCUUAAAAAACAAAAUUUAACCGCCAAAGAUAUAGAAUUAGAACUAGUCGUACCUAGUGAUUAUACUGAAGCCCAUAAAACCAUCCUUACUAAGUUAGUUGGACAACUUGGUACUCCAGUCUCUUGUAUAUCUGAUUCACAAGCUCUUUGUGCUUACUAUCUCAGCCGCAGAACUCCAGCCCAGUCUAAGUACAUCAUUAUUGCUGAUUUAGGUCAUAGUACUACUACUGUUACUUUAGCUCUAAUUAGUAGUGAAAUUCUACGUAUCAGAACUAGAGUUAAUCUGGCUUUUGGUGGUCGAGAUGUCACUAAUGCUUUAGCUACUAAGAUCUAUAACGAACAACAAAAACAAUCUAUUUCUGAUAUCUUUACUUUAGAAGAGUUUAAAACUCGUAAUGCUAAACAACUUAACUGGAUUAAGAAUGCUUUAACUGGUCUUCCUGAGGUUAAGACGCAAAUGGAUAUCUCUAAUGAUCAAACUAUUGAGAUAAAGAUAUCUCGUCAAGAUUUAGAACAAUUAAUAGGUCAGCAGAUUGUAGCUCUACGUACUUUACUUAAGGAAGUGUAUGCUAAGGCUGAACAAGAUAUUGAUGAACUAGUUGCAACAGCUACAGAAGAUAAUCCAGUUGAGAGACCAAGUAUUGAAGUAGAAGUGACUGGCGGUUCUUCUCGUCUUUUCUUUGUCCCUACUAUUGUUGAGGCAGCUACUAGUCUUAAAGCCCAAGUUCAGCUUAAUGCUGAUGAGUCAGCUGCCUUAGGAGGAGUGUAUCGUAUGCUUAUGGAGUCAGUUCAUCAUCGCUUUCGGUUUGAUCCGGUUAUUACUGAUAUUAUAGAUGUACCUUAUAUACUUAAGGUAGAACAUGCUUCAGUGGCACCUCGGCAACUGACUAUCAUUCCGAGUGGUUAUGAAAUUACCAGGGAACGUAAGGCUAAGCUAGUUAGUGCUAAGUAUGACUCUUCAGUUCAAAUUAUUAGUCCGGCUAAGAAGCUCAUUAAGCUUAAGAACGUUUUACCCGAUUCAAGUUUAACUAUUUCAGUUGGUAAUUAUCCUAUCUAUACACUUAGUCCCUUAACUGAAUCUCCUGCUGAAUCUGAGCCCAAAGUUGAUACUAAAGCUAAGGCAACUACUCCUGGGGCUAAGAACGUCUCUUUCCGGGCCUGGAUUGAGCCAAGUGGUUUCCUUGGGUUCUCUUCGGCUGAUUUAGUAGCUCAACCGGUUAUUGAUCAGAUUGAUUUAUCGCAUACGACUAAGCAUGAAGCUAAUUUUGUAGCGGCUGAACUAGAAGCAACUGCUGUUGAAGAUCGUACUAAUUCAGCCCAAGCCCGGUUGUUUGAGAGUUUUAAUGCUUUAUCAGAGGGUGAUUUAGCUCAAAUUCCAUCGGCUGCCCAACUUACUGAAGAACUUUGGCUGCACAGUCAAUCUAUACCUACUAACUUAACUACUAUCAAAGAUAUUGAAGCCUGGGAACAGUCCAUUGAAGAUUCGCUUAAAUCUGUAGUUGAACCCGAAUGGAAUGCUUUAGCUGCAACUUUAGCUGAUAAAGUAGCUAAAGACCUUUCCUGGACGGUUAAACCUCCUAAGUAUCCUGGUAUAUUUGCUCUUUAUUCGAUUGAGUCCACUCUACGCGAUACGGCUACACAGGAGAUUCAGGCUGAGGAAGCUCGCCAAGAACAACUCCGUCAAGCUGAGGAAGCUCGCAAAGAAGAAGAGAUGCGUAAGCAGGAGGAGCAACAACCUCAUGAAGCCGAGAAUGAGGAUAAGGCCGCCCAAUAA
This is a messenger RNA of Nematocida homosporus, 2082 nucleotides long. RefSeq lists its product as uncharacterized. Gene Ontology annotation, biological process: protein folding. Gene Ontology annotation, molecular function: ATP-dependent protein folding chaperone; ATP binding. The record is from RefSeq and is a predicted model, not a curated record. NCBI's taxonomy places the organism in Eukaryota, Fungi, Microsporidia. The transcript has a single exon. Bases 1 to 2082 code for a protein of 693 amino acids. Gene Ontology annotation, cellular component: nucleus; cytosol.